AUGCAGCGAAACCAGCGAAAUACGCAAGAUGAAUUUGACGAGGAAUUUGACAUCCCUCUACACCGCAAACGUCCUUUCGGCGCAGGAAUUAAACGCAAGCAGAUCGAGUUCGUGCGAGCUCGCGAUCCCGAUGCUGGUCUCUCGACCGCAACAACGUCAACAGCCACUCUUGUCGGUGAUUUGUAUACAACCAUUGUUCUAAAAUCUGAUACUGAGAACAAAGAUGCUAAAACAUCAGAGGAAGAGGCCAAAGAGGCUGCGCAAAUAUGUCCAGAUUGCGGACUAGAUGUUUCAUCUACAACACAGCCACAUGAAGCAGCUCUCGCUCAUCAAGUAUCAUUGCGACACACAAUGCCCCCAUCAGCGCUUGAUCGCUCGCGUAUGGGUGUACGAACGCUCACAUCCCAAGGCUGGGACAUGGAUGCACACGAAGGCCUGGGCAGAGAGCGCGAGGGUAUCCGACACCCUAUCAAAGUUAAAGAAAAGAACAACAAGCUCGGAAUCGGUGCCGCGACACCAAAAACCCAAGAGAAAAAGAAAGAGCACAUGCCUUACCCAAUCAACAAAAAGGAGUUGAAGAGGCACAGGGCCAAAGAGCGACAAAGACAUGAGCGACUACAGCACGAGAUUUAUGGGAGGGUCGACGUCGAAAGCUAUCUGAGAGGAGAUGGCAGUGAUGAAGUAUCACGUAAUAACAACAAAAAGAAGAUGGACCAGGACAAAUCGAAGGGAGACAGGAUACACUUUGCGAGGCACCUGUUAUGA
This is a messenger RNA of Fusarium pseudograminearum CS3096, 765 nucleotides long. RefSeq lists its product as uncharacterized. The record is from RefSeq and is a predicted model, not a curated record. Bases 1 to 765 code for a protein of 254 amino acids. NCBI's taxonomy places the organism in Eukaryota, Fungi, Ascomycota, Sordariomycetes, Hypocreales, Nectriaceae. The transcript has a single exon. Gene Ontology annotation, molecular function: nucleic acid binding.